CGCUUCCUGUGUCGUCAUCGGAAGUGCCGCAGAGGCUGUCAACAUGCAAGAUGGCGGCUCAUCAUCGGCAGAACACGGCGGCGCGAAGAAAAGUCCAGGUAUCAUAUGUCAUUCGAGAUGAAGUAGAGAAAUAUAAUCGUAAUGGAGUUAAUGCGCUUCAACUAGAUCCCACGUUAAAUCGACUGUUCACAGCAGGCCGUGAUUCAAUUAUUAGGAUAUGGAGUGUCAACCAACACAAGCAAGAUCCUUAUAUUGCCUCUAUGGAGCACCACACUGACUGGGUAAAUGAUGUUGUAUUAUGCUGCAAUGGAAAGACAUUAAUAUCAGCUUCAUCUGACACUACAGUGAAAGUGUGGAAUGCUCAUAAAGGAUUUUGUAUGUCUACGUUACGAACUCACAAGGAUUAUGUGAAGGCAUUGGCGUAUGCGAAAGAUAAAGAGCUGGUGGCUUCGGCAGGGUUGGACAGGCAAAUAUUUCUCUGGGAUGUAAAUACUCUUACAGCAUUGACUGCCUCAAACAACACAGUCACAACAUCAUCGCUGAGUGGGAACAAAGACUCCAUUUAUAGCCUUGCAAUGAAUCAGAUGGGAACAGUGAUCGUUUCUGGAUCAACUGAAAAGGUUCUGAGAGUUUGGGAUCCCAGGACAUGUGCAAAGCUGAUGAAACUUAAAGGCCACACUGAUAAUGUGAAAGCUUUACUAUUGAACAGAGACGGCACACAGUGCUUGUCUGGUAGUUCUGAUGGAACUAUCCGCCUGUGGUCUUUGGGACAACAGAGAUGUAUUGCAACAUAUCGGGUUCACGACGAAGGAGUUUGGGCGUUGCAGGUCAAUGAGGCCUUUACACAUGUCUACUCUGGAGGACGAGACAGAAAAAUCUAUUGCACAGAUCUCCGGAAUCCAGAUAUUAGAGUUCUGAUUUGUGAGGAAAAAGCACCAGUUCUGAAGAUGGAGCUGGACAGAUCAGCUGACCCUGCCCCGGCUAUAUGGGUAUCCACCACAAAAUCAUCUGUGAAUAAAUGGUCCAUGAAGGGUAUUCACAAUUUCAGGGCCUCUGGAGAUUAUGACAAUGACUGCAGUGCCCCCUUAAUUCCACUCUGCACACAGCCAGAACAAGUAAUCAAAGGGGGUGCUAGUAUCAUCCAGUGCCAUAUACUGAAUGAUAAGAGACAUAUUGUCACCAAAGAUACCAACAACACUGUGGCAUUCUGGGAUGUGUUGAAGGCUUGCAAAGUGGAAGACCUUGGGAAAGUAGAAUUUGAAGAAGAAAUCAAGAAAAGGUUUAAGAUGGUUUAUGUGCCAAACUGGUUCUCAGUGGACUUAAAAACAGGGAUGUUGACAAUUACUUUAGACGAGAGUGACUGUUUUGCUGCCUGGGUGUCAGCAAAGGAUGCUGGAUUUAGCAGUCCAGAUGGAUCCGACCCAAAGCUGAACCUUGGAGGACUGUUGCUUCAGGCUUUGUUGGAGUAUUGGCCAAGAACACACAUUAUUCCUAUGGAUGAAGAGGAAAAUGAAAUGAAUAUAGUUAAUGGUGAGCAAGAGAGCAGAAUUCAGAAAGGAAAUGGAUAUUUCCAAGUGCCACCGCACACUCCGGUCAUAUUUGGUGAAGCAGGAGGUCGCACACUCUUCAGGCUUUUGUGCCGAGAUGCAGGAGGUGAAACAGAAUCCAUGCUCCUGAAUGAAACCGUGCCUCAGUGGGUUAUCGACAUCACCGUGGACAAGAACAUGCCGAAAUUCAAUAAAAUCCCAUUCUACCUCCAGCCUCAUUCUUCUUCGGGAGCAAAAACACUUAAGAAGGAUCGUUUAUCGGCCAGUGAUAUGCUACAGGUUCGAAAAGUGAUGGAGCAUGUUUAUGAGAAGAUCAUCAACCUGGAUAAUGAGUCACAAACAACAAGCUCUUCAAACAAUGAGAAACCCGGAGAACAGGACAAGGAAGAAGAUAUUGCAGUGCUAGCCGAGGAGAAGAUUGAACUUCUUUGUCAAGAUCAGGUGCUUGAUCCAAACAUGGAUCUGCGGACAGUGAAGCAUUUCAUCUGGAAAAGUGGAGGGGACCUGACGCUUCACUAUCGGCAGAAGUCAACGUGAUGUCCUCUUGAAGAAGGAAAAGGGCUUGACUCGUAGAAGCCAAUAGUUUCAUUCUGAACUUUCCCUCUGCACCUAAUUUCCUUUCCUGUACUGGGUGGGAAGAGUAGUAUCAGUGCUCCUUGCACCGCUCUCCACAUUAGACCCAGCUUGUUGAAUUAUCCUGUCUGGGGAAAAGGCGCCAAGUUAUUUGUGCGUUUCCAAUGUUAUAUAAUUUAGAAAGGAUGCAGAAUGUAAAUUAAAGCAACUCCUAGUGCACUGUCUUAAUGAGCAGGCCACAGAUUUCUGAUAGAUUUAUAGUGUGGUGGUUAAUACACUGUACAGGGUAAAAUACAUAGAUAAAUGCUCCAGAUAAUGAACAUAACCACCUCAUCCAGUAGGUGUCCUUUUAUUUGUUCCUAACACAUUGUUGCCCUCUCAGAUAUGUCUGCCUUGGCACCACACACUAGUCACCUUUCUAGAUCUGAUGUUAUUUGUCACUGUAAAUUAUAUUUCCAUACAUUCCAGGCAUUUUUUUCAAUGGCAUCCAAUUUUCGACCGUCCUGAUGGCUCCUUUAUGAGGUACGGAGGCUGAAUGAAAUCAAAAGGGAACAUGCAAAGAGCAGAUUCAUUGCUUGUGUUGGAACCAAGCUGUAAGCUCAAUUUAAAUUCUCCCACAAGAUUGACUGUUCUCAAUAUUUAUUUGGUUUAUUUAGCGGUGCUGCAGUAUCAGAGCUAAUCCAGCAGAGAUGAGAUCUUGUAGAUACUUUUUCCAAAGAACAAAGUACAAGGUAGCAGGGCUAGUGGGGACUAUUUUGAGGUUGCGCGGUCAAGUUCCAUGUUAGAACUAUCAUCAGUGGGUGUGGAUUCAUGGAAAGGUUCUGAGUCCAGGCUAACCAAGCGGAAUACAAUAACAAAGUGAUUUGUUUUCCUUUAGAAAGAAAUCCAGUAGUCUGAAGGACCACCGAUAUCCAGAUCCUACCUUGGGAGGAGUUUGAUGUAAAUACUGUACUUUUUUAUUCAGCUAAAUGACAACUUUUUAAAACUUUUUUUUUAAAAAGAAGGAAAGCUUUUGAGACUUUGUAGCUGAUUGCAAUUUUUUUUUGGAUUUUAGAAAUCCAGAGUUGAAACAUUAAGACAUAAAUAAAGUAAUAUUUAAACCAAUGUAGUGCUUUCAAUCUCAUACUGUAGAUACACAAAACAGACAGGACACCCUUGAAUGCAAACUCCAGUUCAGAUUUCCAAAUGUAAACUUCAGCUGUUGGGUGCAACUAAUAAAUCUAAAUAAUGUAAAAGCAGAGGACAAUUAAGUUCAUCAUGCCAAGGCAAGUUAUUGCCUAUUUUUUUUUAAAAGCAUUGAUCCAUUUUAUGUCCAUUGGAUUUUGCUGUUGUCUCCCUCUACCAAUUGAUCUGUGUACACCAGCUCAUUUCUGUAUUGACAU
Messenger RNA from Hypanus sabinus (Atlantic stingray), 3502 nucleotides. Its product is annotated as WD repeat-containing protein 48. The transcript has 19 exons. Gene Ontology annotation, biological process: protein deubiquitination; double-strand break repair via homologous recombination. The record is from RefSeq and is a predicted model, not a curated record. NCBI's taxonomy places the organism in Eukaryota, Metazoa, Chordata, Chondrichthyes, Myliobatiformes, Dasyatidae. Gene Ontology annotation, molecular function: ubiquitin binding. Bases 51 to 2084 code for a protein of 677 amino acids.